This is a messenger RNA of Durusdinium trenchii, 1345 nucleotides long. The record is from the annotation of a GenBank genome assembly. NCBI's taxonomy places the organism in Eukaryota, Dinophyceae, Suessiales, Symbiodiniaceae.
AAGGCACCUGUGGAUUUCUUCAGCUCCGAGCCAUGGCUACGGAGGUGGCACGGGUUUUGAGUGCCAAGGGCCACCGGCAGACCUUAUGCCUCGAGGGGACGACUGUCACGGCCGACGAGCUUAGGAGACAAUACCGGAAGCUCGCGCUGCUGGUGCAUCCGGACAAAUGCUCAAGCCCUGAUGCUAAGGCUGCCUUCCAAAAGCUCAGCGAAGCUUUUGAGCAUCUCUCUGCGGAAUGCCAUGGCGAGCGGGACGAAGGGGGUGUGAAGCGCGGUGCCCGGUGUGAUUCCACUGGGCCGAUGAAGCGCGCCAAGAAGCGCGAGCGGCCCUGGUGGGAUACCACCUGGGAGGAGUUUGAGCGCCGCUUCCGUGAGCAGAACGCCGCCAACCGCAGCGAUGUGCGUUACGAGCAGGAACUGAAGGGCCACCUGCUGCGACAGCUGAAGGAGCAGAUCCUGGAAGCGGAGAAGUCCGCCGAGCACUGCGACCGUACUGCAGGUCUCCCACGCAACCAGUGCUGGCGGCACCGUUCCGAGGUCCCGUUGGGGCCAGAGCAGGAGCUGGCUGCCGCCAAAGCUCAGCUGCAAGACCUUCUGUUGCAUUUGAGAACCAAGCAUCGAUACUGUCUCUAUUGCGGCUGUGUCUUCAAGUCCCCAGAGGACUUAGCCAAAAGCUGCCCAGGAGCCACUCAGGAGGCGCAUGAAGCGUCCGGAUCGAAGAGCGCAGAGACCAGUGAAAUGAUGAAGUUUGAAGCUGACCCAUUGGACACCUUUAUGUCCAACAUGGAAGCCGAAUUAUACAACGACUUGCACAAGAGCUAUAAGGCAACGAGAAACCGCCACAUGCCCCAGAAAGGAUGGUCUUUCCAGCAGCAGGCACAGCAGAACAAGAACGAGAUGAAGCGCUUGGGCGGCAGACGAUAGCCUGGUUGUGGAUUUAGAAGCACUGCCACUAUCCAGCUGAUGAGUACCAUGUCCACGAACCACCCCCUGACUGCGUACAGCGCCUUCGCCUCGAGCCUUCCCAGCGCAACGGGCAAGACCAUGGGAGCGACUGAGGCCCAACCGGAUCGGAUUUCUGGCGAUGGGAGUUUGCUCCUGGUAGCGUUCCUUGCUCCUAGUAGUAAGGCCAGGAGCCCCUAGUAGCGUUGCUGCUCCUAGGAGUUUGAUUUUUGGUACGUGAGAAUGAAUCAACCAGCGAACCUGGUGCACUUGGCAACACUUGGCAUUCCUUCUGAGAGCAUCUCGCACUUCUCCGAGCAACCGCCAUCGGACACCUUCACCUCUGACGGAGAGAGUAAAGUAGAGCUUUAGAACGUGGGAGGCCAUCGCUAUUAGGGCGCCAU